GUUGCUUUUAAACGUUCACAGUUUACAGCCACUAGCUACAAGGGAGGGGAGAGUAAAACUUCCACGAGAAGCUCCAGUGUCUCAUUUUCUGGAUCAAGCAGGAGGGACGGAUCAUGGAAGGACCCCCUCAGAAUGACAACUAAUGAAAGCUGGGCAGAAACAUCCACCUCACCGGGAGAGAAACUGUAGUGUUUUCUAUUCAUCAUCAUCAUCAGCAUCAUCAUCAGGAUCAUCAUCGUCAGUGCGAGCGGCGCGCGCCUCACUUUCUCCACAUCAUCGGGGCCACGAGAGCGCCAGGGCGCGAAGAUGAACAUCCAAGUCCUGCCCGAGCACAAACUGUCCGCAGUGGCCCCGUUAAAACAGCUUAACGUGGAGAAAAAGGAAGUGGAGCUGAUCCUGGUGAAGGAGCAGAACGGUGUCCAGUACACGAACUCCUCUGUCGUGGCCUCUCCGGGCUCCACUGAGGAUGGGGAAAGGGAGACAUGGGGCAAGAAACUGGACUUUCUGCUCUCUGUCAUAGGCUUUGCUGUGGAUCUGGCCAAUGUGUGGAGGUUCCCCUACCUGUGUUACAAAAACGGAGGAGGUGCCUUUUUGAUCCCAUACAUUCUGUUCCUGUUUAUUGCUGGGAUGCCACUGUUUUACAUGGAACUUGCCCUGGGUCAGUAUAACAGAGAGGGAGCAGCUACUGUUUGGAAGAUCUGCCCUGUGUUUAAAGGUGUUGGCUACACUGUGAUCAUCAUAGCAUUAUAUGUGGGGUUUUACUAUAACGUCAUCAUAGCGUGGUCACUGUAUUACUUAUUUGCCUCAUUGACGAGUGAGCUGCCCUGGCUCAACUGUGGUAACUUGUGGAACAGCCCCAACUGCACAGAUCCACAGCUCAUUAAUGGCACCUUCUUGGGUAAUGGGACCUCCUAUGCCAAGUACAAGAACACACCUGCAGCAGAGUUCUAUGAGCGCGGAGUGCUGCACAUUUAUGAGAGUAAAGGCAUCCAUGACCUGGGUUUUCCUCGCUGGGAUCUCACCCUCUGCCUUGUCGUGGUCGUCUUUAUCCUCUACUUCAGCCUGUGGAAAGGGGUCAAAUCAUCAGGAAAGGUGGUGUAUAUUACAGCUACUAUGCCCUACAUAGUGUUGUUGGUGUUGCUGAUUCGAGGCAUCACACUCCCUGGUGCAAUGAAUGGAAUUAGGGCGUAUCUCCAUAUUGACCUAAAGAAGCUCAAUAACCCUCAAGUAUGGAUUGAAGCAGCUACUCAGAUUUUCUAUUCUCUUGGAGCAGGCUUUGGGGUCCUUAUUGCCUUUGCAAGCUACAAUAAAUUUAACAAUAACUGCUACAGGGAUGCUCUCCUGACCAGCACAAUAAACUGCAUUACCAGUUUCUUCUCAGGGUUUGCCAUCUUCUCAGUACUGGGGUAUAUGGCUAAUCGGCAUGGUGUCAACAUAAAGGAUGUGGCCACUGAGGGGGCUGGACUUGUGUUUAUCAUCUACCCAGAAGCGAUCUCAACUCUACCUGGAUCUACAUUUUUUGCGAUAGUCUUUUUCAUUAUGCUACUGACACUUGGGAUUGACAGCUCUAUGGGCGGCAUGGAGGCAGUAAUCACAGGGCUCUCAGAUGACUUCAAAAUCCUCAAGAGGAAUAGAAAGGUCUUUACGUUCGCUACAGCAUUUGGGACAUUCCUAGUAGCCCUCUUUUGCGUCACAAAUGGAGGGAUCUAUGUGUUGACCUUGUUGGACAAGUAUGCUGCAGGGACAUCCAUUCUAUUUGGGGUGCUGAUUGAGGCCAUUGGAGUGUCUUGGUUCUACGGUGUGGACAGAUUUAGUGAGGAUAUUGAACGCAUGAUGGGCUUCAAACCAGGAAUCUACUGGAGGCUUUGCUGGAAGUUUGUCAGUCCAACGUUCUUACUGUUUGUGGUGAUCGCCAGCAUUGUUACCUCCAGUGACCUGAGAUAUGAUGACUAUAUUUUUCCUUACUGGUCGAAUGUGGUGGGCUGGUCCAUAGCCUUGUCCUCCAUGCUGGUUGUACCCAUCUAUGCCAUCUACAAGUUCCUGAGUAUGCCAGGUACCUUCAAGGAGAGGAUAGCAUACUGCAUUACUCCAGAACAUGAACAUCACAUGGUGGCCGAGGGUAAUGUCAGGCAGUUCAAGGUCAGACCCGAGCACAACACAAUGCUAACGCUCAGACAUUGGUUAUCCAUCUGAUGAAGGGGCCAGGUGGGAGUGCCCUCUUAAAUGCUACUUGAAUUCUGGAAAGAUACAGUGUGUGUGAGAGAGAAAGGUUUCUGCAAAGGUCUCUUACUAAAUUAAAUGUGUCCCCUCAGAAAAGGACAAAACGAAGCAAUGGCUAUGUGCUUUUCUCCACACCACACACUGUACUGUCUGGACUGCUCCAUUUGUGUUCAGUUGUGGACUUUACUUUUUUUAUAUUGCAGGGCAAAAUUAAUGUUGUGCCUGUAUUUUUUUCAUACCCAAGGAUUUAGUCACAACACAUCUCAAAAAUUAUAUUUAUGGAAAAUACAGGUAUUUUCCACUUUUUCAUUGUAAAAAUAAUUAUUAGGUUGUACUAGUUUACUUUCAUGAUGGUUAUGGAUCAUUGUUUGUGACAGUGUAUACAGAAAAACACCCCAGCUACAUUAAACGGUAUGGCUGGGAAGUUUAGUGUGUUAUAUGGAAAACGUUAAGUGGGUGUAACAAGUUAACCUACACUAGGGAUGUGCCCAAAGCCUAAUACCUUAUUCGGAAAGGCAAGAAUAAUGACUUCAAAAUGAAUAAUGGAUUCAUCCAAAUAAUAUACAAAAAUAUUCGUAUGACUGAUUAUCCAAGAGACACAAGUAUAAAGCGACAUUUUAAAUAAACAUAUACAAAAUUACAAAGAAUUUAUGAAUCUCUGCAGCCAAUAUUUCUAGAGUGUAAACCUUAUGAAUGAAAAUGUGCAUGUUGUGAUUUCAAAUCGGACGGGCGCGGUGUUGACUCUGUUUGCGGUCUCUGUUAAUUGUGUGCAUCUGGAGCUUAUCAAGUGACAUUAAGAUACAACAUCAUAUACACUUUCCACUUCUUGAAAUGUCUUUGUUAAUGUAUCACACGUUUCACACGUGAUUCCCAUGUAUUUAUUUAUAGCCUAAACCUGAGCGUGAUGUUAAAUUCAUGACCUGAAGUGAUGAUUUCAUGUCAGAGCCCAUCUAUCCAUCUUUUAAAGUUGACCACAUUUAUAUUCACAUCAGCAAUUAAGGUAAUUAUCUGGUUAAGACUUUGUUCCAAAAAAAAGUUUAAAUGCUCCAUAAAGGUUUAAAUGCUCCAUAGAGUAUUCAUUUAUUAGGAAUAUUCCUCCUUAUUUAAAAUGAAGAAACUGAAACAUUCUCCUUCUUUUUCUUCUUCUUUAAACUGUGCUACCUCUGGUAAGGCGCUAUAUACAUUUUACAUUAUUAUUAUUAUUAUUAUUUAACUAAAUAAUGGUGUCUUAACGUAAAAAUUCCUGAUAGAUUUAUGGGGCUUUCACCUGUUUGUAGGCUAUAUUAAUUUUAUUUUUAUUUCUUUUAAUGUUUCAAUUUGUAUUUAUUAUUCACUGCAAAAUGUGUGCUUGACAUUUCAUAUUUAGCUGUAUUUUAUAUAUAAUUGUUGUAUAAUAAUAAUAAUAAUAAUAAUAAUAAUUAUUAUUAUUAUUAUUAUUAGGCUAUUAUGAAAAGGCAUAUACAAGGCAUAUUUUAUUAAUAGAAACUAUAAAUGUAAGAGUAACAUUUAAAAAUGGGCAUUUCAUUUAGUUUUGACACACCACCGGUUUAAGCCCCGCCCACUCCCGGUUCUAUCCGAAUACAGAGACAGAUACUGAUAAUUUUGUUAUAAAAUCAGAUACAGAUACAAAUACAGAUAAUGGUUUCGCUGCACACCCCUUACCUACACUGUAUUUCAUAGCGCAAGAUGUUGAGGUUUAGGUAAUAAUACAUACAAAUGGAAACUCUCUUGAUAUUGCAAGAGAUCAUUCACUCGAUGUAGCAGGUUUGAAGGGGUUUUGAGUCAUUGCUCUGUUUUGGGGUGCAGCUGUGUGAGUUUAUCAUAUAUUACCUUGUUUUUUGGAGAAUGGUUUGGUUUUUCAGCAGCUGGCUUUCAUCAAGGGCUGACUGAGAAUUAUCUUGAGCACAUCUUUUCCUUUUUGACACACCUUACAGAGCAGACAUACACCACUGUGUCAGUGCCUUAUCUAGCCAUAAACUUCCUGCCGUUAAGUCACUCAUCCUCAUGAAGAGAAUGCAGGGAUGUUCAUUGAGGAGAGAGCUUCAAUUAUCUCCAUGCCAAGGGAACUUUAUACUAAGCUUUCAAAAUAAACCGAGACUUGUUCCAAUGAGCUGCCUCAAGUAGAACUUUCGGGCUCUUCAUUUGUUUUAUUUCAUUGUUUUAUUAAGCAAAAGGGAAUUUAUUUUUAUGUUUGAGUCUAGCCAAUGGAUCAACAUUUAGCCUUUGCUCAGAUCAACAUAUAUUAUUAUGAUAACAAAUGUUAUUACAGGACAGAUUUGCUACCUAGGGGCAAACCUAUAUGGCCUUUCAAAUGAAUAAUGUUUGUAAUGAUUCAAAAUCAAUAGAACAAACACAUAGAACUUUAUAUUUUGAAAUCAAAGACUCUAUGAAACCGGUUGUUGAAAGUUACGGUAAAAGUGUUCUGAAACACUAGACAGAGGUUUAGCCUAUUUAGUUUGAAUUCUGUUUGACAUGACAAAAGUUCCAUUCAAAAUCUUCGAUUCCAAGAAAUACAGUUAUUUAAUUGGAAUGCAUUCCAUUUCCACUAUACACUGUCAACUGCUGUUGAAUUAAUUGAGCUCUUGUGGUAGUUCCAUUAUCAUGUGGACAUUUGAACAUUUCAAGUCUUUGUGUUUGCAUUUAGGUAACAGAUUAGGUCUAGUUCCAGGUCUAGUCUAUCUCCAGAUUAGGUUGGUUUUCAAACCCCUCAAAAUCAAUGAUUUGUCUAAUCUAUGUGGUCUUUGUCUUGAGAUGAUGCAUACAUACAAAUGUAAUUCACAUUAGCUUUCUUGUUCUAAGAUAAUGUUUCACUUACAUUUUUAAGUGACAAAAUGUACUUCCAUUAUGGCAUCUCUGUUCGUUUGUGUUAUAUUUAUUCCUUUCAAAUACAAAAAUAAAUAAAUUAAUUAAACAUGGUCACUGGUAGAAAGCAAACAACAUUGUGGAUCAUGAAAUAUAAAGAGAUUAUAUUCUUUUGUUAUAUAUCUAAUAUUGUAUGUAUCAAAUUCUUUAUGAAACGUGAAUGUAAAACAUUUAAAAACAAAGUGUCUAAUGUUAUAUCAUACUGUGUGAUGUUGGUAAAGAUAUAAAUAUUCAGAAUUCAGAGAUGUAUAAUGUAACCGGAGGUGACGUAGCCACAUGAAUGUAAACAGAGCAGCUCUGGCAUUUCUGAGCGAUGCUUACAGAAUACUGUGUACAAAUACAAAUUUGUCCUUUUGAUUGUGAGUGACAAUUAUAUAUUAAAAGUCAAAAUAUGCACAUUAUAACAAUAAAAUCCU
This is a messenger RNA of Myxocyprinus asiaticus (Chinese sucker), 5498 nucleotides long. RefSeq names its product sodium-dependent noradrenaline transporter-like. Gene Ontology annotation, cellular component: neuron projection; presynaptic membrane; neuronal cell body membrane. Gene Ontology annotation, biological process: dopamine uptake involved in synaptic transmission; sodium ion transmembrane transport. The record is from RefSeq and is a predicted model, not a curated record. Gene Ontology annotation, molecular function: norepinephrine:sodium symporter activity; dopamine:sodium symporter activity. The transcript has 15 exons. Lineage: Eukaryota; Metazoa; Chordata; Actinopteri; Cypriniformes; Catostomidae. The coding region runs from base 307 to 2193 and encodes 628 amino acids.